This is a messenger RNA of Acaulospora colombiana, 402 nucleotides long. The record is from the annotation of a GenBank genome assembly. NCBI's taxonomy places the organism in Eukaryota, Fungi, Glomeromycota, Glomeromycetes, Diversisporales, Acaulosporaceae.
UCCUCCUCCCCCACUACCACCACGCUAUCGUCACGUCAACGUUUUACUCGUAUCACCUCUUUAGCAGGCGGGGGCGGGGGAGCGUUGGAUGGAAUCCUUGGUCGCAUCUUGAAGCGACAAGUAAAUCGCAUACGUGGAAAAUUGAAUCAGAUAAUGGGCGGGGUAAAACAAAGAAAUAAACGUGCAUGGCAUAUCGACGGUGACGAGCAAGAGACAUGGCCAAGAGAUAGGAAUGGGAUCCAGAAAAGUUGGGUAUACGACAAAGGGAACAUAACAUACCGGACGGACUUUUACUUCUAUACACCCGCACCCAAAGUUCUCGGAGUCGUUUCGGUAGACGUUGCACAGUCGUUAACGUGGGAUGAUAUGUCGUGGGCCUCGCGGAUGGAGAGGGCCCGAGUG